Stegodyphus dumicola is the source of this 7540-nucleotide messenger RNA. RefSeq lists its product as uncharacterized. The record is from RefSeq and is a predicted model, not a curated record. NCBI's taxonomy places the organism in Eukaryota, Metazoa, Arthropoda, Arachnida, Araneae, Eresidae.
UCUUUUGGAUGAAAUCCACGUUUAAUGGGUGCCGCGUAGUUACCGCGUGGUGACAUGAAUCGAGUGACAGUGUUAAUGCGGUGAUAUUUGUGUACCUAGGUUUGAUAAGUAAUCUAAUUUAUGGUCCAUUUUAAAUUUAUUUGAGCCCAAUGUCAUGAUGCUUGAAUCAAGUUAUUUAUAUUGGAAUGUACGGGAUUCCGAUCUUUUACAAGAUUUCAUUUCUCUGGGAGAAGAUGAGUGUGUUCUAGAUUGUGAAGACUAUGGCAGUAAUAUUGAAAGUGAAAGUACGAGGCUAUCAAGCUGUUCCACAACUCCAAAUCAUAUGAGUACGUGCUCUUCUGACUAUGAAGGACUAGCACUGGAUGAUCUAGAUAACAUCUUACCCAUAUCAGAUAAUUUUGUGUCUCAGAUUCUCGAAGACAACAAUGUAAUUGGUUUUUCUGAUUUCGAUUGGUGGUCGUUAACCGAUAAUCCAAAAAAGUGUCAGCCAUCUGGUACUGAUAAAAACACAGAUAUAAAUGUCACAAAAAGGAAGACGAAAUCCCUGGAAUAUUUAUCCUCUUCAAAAUUAUGGUCUAAAAUGUCAUCAGAGGAGCAGUUGCAAACAUUGCAUGCAUUAUCAGAAAUAGUCACUUGUCAUAUGGAUAUUAGAGAGCAGAUAGAAGUUAUAAAAAUUAUAGAUCCAUCUGCAGUCAUAUCACCAGAUGACAAGGAAUUUGCACUAGAUAGUUCUUUCUUAAACGAUGUUAAAUUAAAGAAAAUAAGAGAUUUCAUUAAGAAGCAGAAGCGUCCAUUAUUAAACUCAUUACAAAGCAUAGAAAGUUCCUCUUCAAAUCUAGGAAGUCCUAGGAAAGCAUCAACUACAAAAUUGUUGCCCACAAAAUCAAAUAGCUCAAAUUUGUCUAGAACAAAGAAGAAACAAAAGAAACAGAAAAUCACGUUUUCAGAUGAAGAUAAGCGGUUACAACGCAAGCGUAGAAGACAGGGUAAGAAAGAGGAACAGAGUGGACUUUUUGUUUAUGAAAAGAUGAUUAAGAAACUUAACAACCCAUCGGAAGAAGAUGAAGAUGUAAAUAUAUUAGAAUAAAAAAAGUGAAGGUGCUAGAUUUUCUUUAAAUUUGUUUCUCAUGAUUUCAGAUAAUAGCCGAAAAAAGUUUAUAUAAAUUUUUUGUUAAUUAUAUUUAUUAUUAUAAAAACUUAUUGGGGUUUUAAUAAUAAAUAUUCCAAUUUCUUUCUGAAUUUUUACGAUAGGAAAAAAGGGUAAGAUACAGAAUUCCCUUACUAUGCUUUUAUAUACAAGAACUCUUAUGGUAAAUAAGGGUACUAAUUUAUAAAAUUAAAGUAUCUCAGUUGUAUGCAGAUAGCUUUUUGAGUUAUAAAGUUGAUACUAUCAUAAUGAAAUAGCUUCCCCACCCCAGUAGCAAAACACUUGUAUCAUUACGGAAGCUUACAUAACUGUUCUCUUUUUAGCAAAACUAGUUUUGCCAAAUUUUAGCAUUUCAUACAUAUGAAAAUGCUUUAAGCCUUUCUUUGUAGUUAGAUAGUAAUCUUUGAAGCUUAUUUUUAAUGAUAUUUUAUUAGAGCACACUUUCAAAAGUUGCUUAUAUAAUAAUUACAGGAAUACUACUGUUUUAAUAUCAAUGAAUUCUAUUAUGUGAUGUUGAUGUGAGAAAAAUAUUUACUGAUCAAUUUGAAAGCCGAUGGCCCAGAAGGUCCUGUAUUAUCAAGAGAUGGGCUUAAGCACUAUUUCAAUUGAGGACAUGAGAAUUGCCACAGAAAAAGAUAAGUUAAUUUUGUGCAAAAGAUGGUAAUAUUUCUUGUGUAUCAAGUUUCAUCACAAUGAUUAGAAUUUCCCUAAUAGUUAAAAAUAGUAAUAAUAGUUGUGUAUAUAGAAUAUUGGAUUUAAUGAGAUUAAAUGAGAAUCACAUGUAUUUCUUUGGACAGUGUCAGUAUAAGAUUUUGUGUAAGUUCUUGACAAAAUUCUGUUUAAAACAACAUGCCAAACAAAUAAUUAUUUAGAAGUCAAACAACAAAAAUCAGCAUUAUAUUUGCAAAUUUUCCCAGGACUAGUUUCGAUGGUUUUUACUGAACCAUGAACCUGAGCUGCCAAAGCGUAAAUGAACGAGAUUAGAUAUAGUGAUAAAUAUAAUGCUGAUUUUUGUUGUUUGACAUCUAAAUUAGAAUUCUGGUGUUCAAGAUUUUUAUAUGAAAAUAUUUAAAUAAAAAAAAAAGUAAAUCUCUAAUAAAAAUGGUUUGUUAAAAAAAUUUCACUUUUUUUUUUUUUUUUUUUUUUUUAUGUGCAAGUCUUGUGUAUUUGAAAGUGUUUGGGGGAGACAGACAGCUAAAUUAAUGAUAAGACAUACUGAAAAAUUUUGUUUCUUUUGAGUGCAGUAGUGGAGCUGUACUGUUCUCAUUACUUGUUGGCAUUUCCUGGCAUAUAAAUAUCUUUUAUAUGGGGUUUGAAAUAAUAUGGUUGCCUUUGCCAUCUAACAUUUUCACAUACAAGUAAUGUGCCUUCUAUCUUUGCAAAGUCAUUGUAUAAGUCUGUUGUUUGUGUAGCAGUAUUUUGUAGUAUGUGGCUGUUAAACAAAUAUGCACUCAACCAAAGAACUACUGAAAGUAAUUGAUCUUUUAUAGUUGUAUUUCGAUGUAUUUGUUUGGCAAAGGUCUAAAAAUUAUCUGUCAUUACAUUCUGCAUGUGUUAUGUCAUACUUAGCUGCUAACUCUAUUGGUUGUACUGUGGGACUUGCAGGUUUUCAUCGCAUUUCCCAAUAGAAUGUGGAAUCUCCAAUUUUUUUUAUUUUUAGGUUUUACUAAGGAAAAUGUUUUCCAGCAAGAAAUAAAAUUUAUUGAAAGAAUGAUACUUAAAUUGUGUAAAUUCUAUUCUCCUGUGAUUUUCAAAAUAAUUUUUGUGAUUUAAAUUUUAUUUUAUCUGAACUAUAUUUUAAAUUACAUUUUACUGACCUUAUUAAAUUUCAUUUUAUCUGAGUUGUCUUAAUCUAAUGUGACCAUUUGUAGAUUUUUAGGUGAAGAUUCAACGAAUGUUUAACCACUUUGUGUUUAUUUUACUUCAUAAUAUGGUACAUUACGAAGUUUUUUCUGAUAAAUAUGAUGUACUUUAAUUAUUGAUUUAAUUUUCAUGUUUAAAAGUGCUUCAGUAAAUAAAAUCUUUUCUUUCCAUAUUUUGGAUUUCUCAGUAUAAAAGUGUAAGAAAAUUACAGAAUAAAAUCUGGUUUUUCAUGUAUCAAGGUUAGCAGCUAUGACAGUAUUUCCUUGUAUAUGUUUUUGCUAAAUGAAAGUUGGGGUUCUAACAAUAUGCAGAUUUUAAGAUAGGUUGUGCCUAAAGGAUAUACUACAAGUUACUUUAAUUAGCAGAAGCAUUUAAUGCUUUAAAAUUCCAUCAAAUUUUUCUGAGCUAGUAGCAUGCAAGUAGUCCUUUGAAGUAAAGACUAUAUAAUCCAUUCCUUUGUAUAUACUGUAUUUUUGCUAGGUAUAAUUGCUCUAAUGAUUUUCCAUUGUUAACUAUAAAUAAUCAAAGAAUGUCUAGGAAUUGAUCAAAAACCAUUAAAUGGCAUAAAUAACUUUCCUGUUACCUCUGUUUAAGUAUUAAUUUACUUAUUAUAACAGUGGUUUGCUGCAUUUGCAGCAUCUUACAUUAAAUCAUAAUUGAAACCCUCCAUAGCACUCUUUUGGAACCAAAAUGUAACCAUCCGUGGCAUUGUAAAUAAUGGUUUUUAUAAAGCUAGUUGUUUAUUGCUGGUAAAAUUAAUUUCUGUGCCUUUAUACAGUUUAAUAUUGUUGUACAUCCAGGUUGUUUGCAGUUACCAUCAAUUGUGUAUUCUUUGAAAGAUUUACUUGAGAUGUCCAGCGGAAGUUAAGCCUCCGAGAUUUGCAUGGGUAUAACCAUUUAUCAUUCUUGGACAGCCAUGAUUUCUGUGCUUUAGUAAAUAAAGUCUAAUAACAUUAGUCUAGUAUAUGCCUUGUCUAAUGCAUUUUCCAUGCAAAAAAUAUUUGGAUAUUAUUUUUUCUCAAAAAUUUGUAAUAGAAAUGAAGUUUAGGAAAUAUGUUCGAAAAUACAGUAUUUUAGAAAUUGUAUAAAAACCAAAGAAGAGCAUUAAAAAUGUGAGUGAAUGAUGUCCAUUGUUUGUAAUUAUUGGUAAUCCAGAAGUAGUGACUGCAACGAACAGUCUUUUCUCUUUGUAGUUUUGUAUGGCUGAUCAAGGUGGAUAUUUUUGUGCAAUUCCUAACCACAAAGUGUCUUCCAUUAUUUCAAAGCUUGCUGAAGUUUAGAGAUCAUAAAUAAUUGAAGUUUGCUGAACUUUAGAGAUCUAAUCUAUAUGUCAGUGAAUGAAUGUCAGCUACUGCAUAUUUUUUAUAAGAUUAAAAGUAUAAAUGUGCGAGAGGUGUGAGUAAUGUAUGUUAAUUGGUAUUUAAUUUUACAGUGUGAAGUAUAUUAUAUAUGUGUAUCAAUUUCAUUUGUAAGGAGCACACUAAAAGAAGCAAUUGAAGAAAAGUAGCAGCUGAAAGUUACUUGAUUUGUAUAUUCUGUUUAUUAUAUAUUGCUCUGAUAUUUUUGCUAAGUGUAAUUAAUGUUAGUUACGAAGGGUGGGAACCUAUAAAGUAUUUUUAAUUUCUGGAAAGUAAGCCUGAAAAAGUAACCACCUUUUUGUGGAUUUUAAAACAUGCAUGUUGCUAAUAGUAUAUUACGGUGGUUGUGAAAUUUAGUCUGAUGAUUCAUCAAACAGACUGAGAAUUCAGCAGCAGGGGACAUAAAGAUAUUGAUUUAUUUCAAAUAUUGGAAACUUACAUGUUUGAAAUGUGUUCGCUUUUCCUCUAAAAAUCGGUAAUAAUUAUGAAAUUGUAUUUUAAGCAAGUUUUAUUGUAAACUUUCUAAUGUAUUUAUUUUUAGUAAUCUUUGGCAGAAUUUCAAUUUGAUUGUACUUAUUAAAACUGUUGGCUCAAGUUCCACUUCUGUGUCAAAUUUGGAUAAUUCAGCAUUAUUACUUUAUGAGAUACUUUCAAAUCCAAGAUUUCUUACCUCGUGUAACACCUCCCCCCCCCUGUUCAACGCAGAGCACUCUGUGUUGUACUGGCUAGAAUCUCUACCUAGGCAGUCUUGGUGACGGGGGUAUAUAAUUUACGAACUUGGUGGUUCCCAUGGUCCGUGGGGUGGAUCCUAUAUUAACUCGUCAUCGGCCGGGAAGUGUAAGUUCUCAUCCACCAGGGUAUUGGUAGCCAAAUAGCAUCUGAGCCUCUGAGUGUCCAGUCACUGCUGUCCUUGGUAUUUCAUGUAAAGCCUAAGGAGAGGAGCAUCCCAUAUAGUGCUGGCAGGUAGCCAAAUAAUGGGCAGUCAUCGAUCCUCAUUCACAAUGCCCACCCCACCGUGGUCUCUGACCUCUGGGACAGUGGUUCUGGCAGGUUUAGUUUAGUGGUGGGUUUGUUAAAGUGAGCCUAAAAUAGUUGCUGUCCCGCAGAUGUGGGACUCUGGGUCCAGCUGGAAUGUCAUACCAUCUUCGGUGGCUAUUGCUGGUUCGCCAGUUCCUGUAAUGUCAUUCAGUUGACGAGGCAGGUAUGUGUUCUGUUGCCUGUUACCUCAUGUAAAAAGAACAUACGUAAUAUCCCAUCGAUCACUAAGUAGCAUGAUUUAGCACCAAUUGGAUGACAGUGUCCUUUAGAAUUUCCCAGUAACAACUGGUGAUUGUUAUCGAAAUUUCCGUGUGCAUUCGAUGCGAUAAUAUGUAAGUACCAAGAGGAUAAUUUAUUUUUGAAAUCUAGCGGUUUUAUUUUGCCCAACUAUGUAUUACAGGAAUGAAAUGUGCCUUUGUCAUUUAUAUAUAUAUAUAUAUAUAAAGCUAUGUAUGGAUUCUGUUAAAAUGCAUUCAUUAAAAUAUCUGAAACUAAAAUGAAGUAAAUAAAUUAUGCUUUUCAAGUUUGAUUUGGUGUAGAAUCAUUAUUCGAAAUGUCAUUUUUUUUAAAGUUCAAACUGUAACCAACAAAUUACCUUCACUUAUAUUUGUAUUUCAUUAAAAAAAAACAUUAUAGAAUUUUAUGUGAUAUUAAAAUGCAUGGCAUAAAAGAUGAAGUGUGAAUAUAGUAAAUUAUCUGCUUAUGGUCAAACAGAUAGUAGAUUAUGAAGGGAGUUUUAUGAAUUCUUUCUGUAAAACAUUUUAUAAGCUAUGUUGAAUUUAUGCAAGUGGAGUAAAAUUUGAAUUAAUGGAAAGAAGCAUGAAUGUAUCCUCUAGAGUGUAACUGUAUUUUCUAUUUUUCAUAAAUGUUAUUUAAAAAGAACUUUAUUCAUUGAAUGCAUUUUUCAAAGUAUUUUUGUCAACUGUAGAGAAAGUUAUUUUCUGUAACAUUUAGAAUGUGAUUAGCUGAUUUUUUUUAUGGAGGUCAUUAAUUAUGUUCAAGUGUAGUACAUUAAAUAAAUGUUUAAGUAUGAUGAGGAAGAGGCAUAUAACUUUCUUGUUCUUAAGAAAAUCUAAAAAUUCAUGCAUUAAUAUCCAAGAAAGACUGAUGUUUAGGCAACUGGAAACGAGAAUUCUUAUUUUUAGUUUAUAGGAUUAGCAGUCAGGAAUGUAUUAAAAUUCCAUAGGUACUUUGUAACUUUGAGAAGAGUUAAAUUUACAAUUAGCAAUAUAAGUUUGCAUUAUAAGUUUUAACUAUGAUUAAAUAACUAUGAUUCUAACUUAUGUAUGAAUUCAGGUUCAUGGAGUUUGUAUUAAGGCUCUUGGUACUAAAAUUUCCUAACACAUCUUGUCUUAAUUUUUUAAACAUCUACAUAUAUUUAUCAUUUUGUUACUGAUUUUCUAAUUAAUAAGCUGUUGAUAAUCAUAUAUUUGCUCAUCAAAGUAAUAUGUAGUAUUAUAAUCCAUCUUUAGUGAAAAGUUAUUAGGUGUUUUGAGGCAGAUGUGUUUUAACUACUGAAUUUUUUAAAUUGUGUGGUCCACACAAAUGUCAGGUAGCCCUGGAAUGCUUUACCAGUAACAAAUGAAGUUACCAAAACUAAAUACUUAAUAUUCUUGUGAGAGAAAAAUGAGAUUUGGGUUAGAAAUACAAGCUUUUGGAUCUAAUUUUGCUUUAAUUUUUUUUUUUUUAGCAUUCUUUUUAUCAUUUCAUGGAUUGCUUACUUCAUUAGAACUUAUCUUCUGUGGCAGAUAUUCAGGUCAACAGUAACUAGGAUUGCUCUAAAAUACAUGCUAUAUAAAAGUGUAUCUUAAUUUGUGGGGUAGGUCAGGGAUCAUUGGAAUAAAAAUAAAAAUAUUAGUUGAAGACCUCAAAACCUGCAUUAGAUUACUGUUUUAACAGUGGAAAAUUAUUCUGUAUAGCUAUUUUUAUGUUCAAGAGAGUCUCUUAUAUUUAGUGUGUGAAUUAAAAAUCACAUAUUUAAUAUUACAUCUGCAUAUCAAAUUGUUAAGUUUCAUUAUUGACUAGUUCAGUGAAUGAUUUUUAUUUAAAGUAAUGGUAUGUGUAGAUAGAUGUUGUAAAUUUGAUUUUUUAUUUUUGUGUAAAUUUGAUAAAUAAAAGCUUUUUGACUUUUGUA